AUGAACUACGACGAAGGCGACGUGUCCUUAGACGUAAACCAACCAAUCUUCGCCCUUACUCAAUACACCACCAAGUCCACUUUCCGGGAUCAGCCAAACCUCCCUUUGGUUUCUGCUCCACCUUCUUCAGCUCAACAACAAGCACCUCACUCAAAUGUUUCGUCAUUUCCCGGACUAGGUCUUGCCGUCGGCACGACCUUCAACUCCUGGGAAACUGUCGACGAAUUUUUGCUGGCCUAUGGCCGACAGCAGGGCUUUGUUGUCCGCAAAAAAAGGGUCGAAAAGGACGACGCAGGUUUAGUUCGAAAACGCACGUAUGAUUGUGAGCACGGUGGAAGAUAUACACCAAAGAAGAAAGCACCGUUGAGCGAUCAACGAAAUAGGAAGUCGAAGAGAAUUGAAUGCGGUUGGCAUAUUAAUCUAAGUUAUCCCAAGACAGGACAUCAUAUUACUGUAACAACAUUUAUAAAUGAGCAUAAUCAUGAAUUGAAUGGCGAUCACGGUAGAAGAGAGCCUGGAAGAUCAGGACGGAUGGUUAGAGGGAUGAAUGGGCGUCAUGAGAAUAGACAAGGACUUUUAGCUGGGAGAAAUUUAGAGCAAAUACAGGCGGGGGCACAGCAACCACAUGAUGUAAUGAUGGAAGUUGAAUCUGUGCAGGCAAUCGAUGAUGAAGAUGAUGCGACAAAUUCCAUUCAUUCACAUCCAAAACAUCGAUCUGCAUCAACCGCUUCGUCCACAAACAAUACUGCAAUUCCACCCCAAAUCCUCGAACAAAUAAAGUUCUAUACGUUUCAUGGAAACCUUUCAUCGUCCACCCAACGUUCGUUGUUGAAAUGCAAAUACCCUAACAUCUCCAUUUCAGUGAGAGACAUCACAGCCGCAAUACAGAGAAUGCGAUCGAAUGGGGAGAGAAUGGGUUCGGAAAGGUGGGAAAGUGUAUCGGAAACGGGCAACGUUGCAUCGAAUAGUAACGAUAUGAGGAGACUGUGGCUUUCAGAGCUGUCAAGACAAGCGACGGCAAUAGCUAUUGAGUGCGUAGAUGAUAAGUAUGAACAGUUCUUGACGGAUUAUAUCAAAGAGAAAACAGGCGCGAGGUGCGAAAGAGAACAAUAA
Molecule: messenger RNA, 1113 nt
Organism: Paraglomus brasilianum
Lineage: Eukaryota; Fungi; Glomeromycota; Glomeromycetes; Paraglomerales; Paraglomeraceae
Source: the annotation of a GenBank genome assembly